UUUGAUUUUCGUCUUUUCGGAGAAAUGAAGUGUCUAAAGAUUAUUACGAUUUUAUAUUAUUUUAUUCAACUGACGAGUGCAAGUUUAGAUACAAAUCAGAACUUUACCUUAUACGAAGAUGGACCCGACCCCCAUUUGGGUGAUAUAUUAAAAUCUGGCCAAGAAAUCAUUAAACUGCGUUUGCAAAUUGUCGAUUUCAAUAUGGAGAAACAAAAUCAAACACUUAUGGAAAUCAAUCACAGAAUGCUAAUUCUAGAGGAAAAUUUCACAAAACUAUUCAAAAUAAUCGAAGGUCAACAAAAUUCAAGGAGUCUAUUAACAGGAGAAGGGUAUGAGUCAAUGACUGAAGAUGCCAUUAAUUGGGAGAGUGGCAAUGUGACUUUAAGGACUACGAACAUUGACGAAAUUGUUGCACCAAAAAAAAAAAAUGCGAAUGCAACAGAAAGGAUUUUUAUGACGGAAUUGCACGAAAAGGAGGAACCCAAAUUGUGCAAAUUAAAGGCCAAUGACAAAUUGAGUUGUACUGAACUCGCUCUUCCUGCUACUUGCAAAGAUUCCAAUGAGUUUAACUGUAUUCAAAAUAAGUGUCGCAUUAAAAAUGCCAUUUAUGGCGACAAAUCCUUUUGGGCUACUUGUGAUGGCGAUUGGACGAUUAUACAACGACGCAUUAAUGGCUCCGUCAACUUUCGUCGUAAUUGGCAGGAAUAUAAACAAGGAUUCGGAGAAUUUGAGGGGGAAUUUUGGCUGGGAUUGGAUAAAAUACACUCAAUCACCAAUGUCAGUGGACCCGUGCAACUUCAUAUACGAAUGCAGGAUGUUGACAACGUUUGGAAGUAUGCCCAAUAUGAAACCUUUUCCAUUGGCAAUGAGGCAGCAUUGUAUAAAUUAAAUCCCCCCGGGACUUAUUCGGGAAAUGCUGGCAACUCAUUUGAUAUUCAUCGUGGAGAGGCAUUUUCGACUUAUGACAAAGAUAACGAUAAGAAAUCCGAUAAAAAUUGUGCCGACUAUCUGCAGGGCGGUUGGUGGUACUACCAUUGUGAUCUCAGCGAAAAUGAGAGUAAUUUAAAUGGUGUCUACUAUAAGGGGGGUGUCAUAGUUCCAGACAAACCGGGCAUAUAUUGGAAAGAGUUUCGUGGUACAGCCCAAUCGCUGCAGUUUGUGGAAAUGAAAAUUCGACCGAAGAGUUGAAACUUAAAUUUCACGCAAAAGAAAAAAAAAAACUGACUAUAUAAUGUCCUUUUGUAGAUAUAACAUAUUUGACAAAGAAAAUACUUUCUAGUUAAAAAAAAGA
Stomoxys calcitrans (stable fly) is the source of this 1291-nucleotide messenger RNA. Its product is annotated as fibrinogen-like protein 1. The transcript is spliced from 5 exons. The record is from RefSeq and is a predicted model, not a curated record. NCBI's taxonomy places the organism in Eukaryota, Metazoa, Arthropoda, Insecta, Diptera, Muscidae. The coding region runs from base 25 to 1188 and encodes 387 amino acids.